Messenger RNA from Pyrus x bretschneideri (Chinese white pear), 861 nucleotides. RefSeq names its product protein adenylyltransferase SelO-like. Bases 1 to 861 code for a protein of 286 amino acids. The transcript has 4 exons. The record is from RefSeq and is a predicted model, not a curated record. Lineage: Eukaryota; Viridiplantae; Streptophyta; Magnoliopsida; Rosales; Rosaceae.
AUGGCAAUCUCACUUUAUGCUGAACCUUGGUCUUUUCUGUCAUCUACCCUUGCGGCCACUCUGAAAAUAGUUUCUGAUAGAAGUUCUACACUCAGGCCUUGGGUGGUGCAGGUUGCUGAGGGCAUUGCUUCCUUGGUUGACAGAUGGCAGGGGGUUGGUUUUACUCACGGUGUGUUGAACCCUGACAAUAUGAGCAUUAUGGGUCUUACAAUUGAUUACGGUCCUUCCGGAUAUCUGGAUGCAUUUGCUCCAAGUUACACGCCGAAUACCACGGAUCUUCCUGGGAGGAGAUAUUGUUUUACAAAUCAGCCUGAUAUUGGCUUGUGGAAUAUUGCACAAUUCACCAGAACUCUUGUAGCUGCCAAGUUGAUAGAUGAUAAGGAGGCGAAUUAUGCAAUGGAAAGAUAUGGAACCAAAUUCAUGGAUGACUAUCAAGCUAUGACCAAAAAACUUGGUCUCCCCAAGUACAUUAAACAGCUGAUCAGUAAACUUCUGAAUAACAUGGCUAUUGACAAAGUGGAUUACACGAACUUUUUUUGGUUUCUAUCCAAUAUCAAAGCUGAUCCUAACAUUCCAGAAGAGGAGUUGUUGAACCCACUAAAGGCUGUUCUAUUAGACAAUGGCUCAGAUGAGGAGAGGAAGGCAUCAAUGAAUGCGGUGAACCCUAAUUAUGUUCUCAGAAACUACUUGUGCCAGAGUGCCAUCGAUGCAGCUGAACAAGGUGAUUUUGAGGAGGUUUGGAGGGUGCUUGAAGUAAUGGAACGACCAUAUGAUGAGCAACCAGGAAAGGAGAAAUACGCUCGCUUACCCCCUGCCUGGGCUUAUAGGCCUGGAGUUUGCAUGCUGUCUUGCUCUUCAUGA